UUUCUCCGUGAAGGGGCGGGGCAAAGGGGAACGCCUCGGAGGGAGUCGGAUCUGGGAUUGGGGGCAGAGGCGCAGGGAGGAAGUGGCGCAGCUCAGCCAUGGUUUACAUUUCGAACGGACAAGUGUUGGAUAACCGGAGCCGAGCUCCAUGGAGCUUCUCAUCUAUAACUGACUUCUUUUGGGGAAUAGCAGACUUUGUCGUUAUGUUUUUCCAGAGCAUUAUUCAUCCAGACCUGACGAGAGGGUCUACAUCUUCUUCUACUUCAAGAUACGCUGAUGGAAGAGGACCUCCAGGAUUACCUCGUCGAAGAAUGGGCCGAAUAAGUCAUUUUGGUGGUCCAAGCCCCCCACCAAUGGCCGGAGGUGGAUGAGGAAGGUAA
Molecule: messenger RNA, 380 nt
Organism: Anolis sagrei ordinatus
Lineage: Eukaryota; Metazoa; Chordata; Lepidosauria; Squamata; Anolidae
Source: RefSeq, a predicted model, not a curated record